UCCUGUCCCCAUGUGUGUGCCUAACCUCUAAUGAAUAGACCACGCGCCGGUCAUUGUGCUCGGUCACUACCGCCGGACUGCCCCGAUAACUACACCUCCGCUAUCACUCCGGACAAACCGCGUCCAACCUUCGGGACACCUCCACAUCUCUCCCGAGACGACGGCCUCUCUCAACCCGGGACAAACAGACUGUGGAUGUGCAUCUCUGCCUACAAGUGACUAACGUACAAGAGGGACGUUUUCUACUAGUAGGGUGGUAGAGGAAAGUAUGUCGAACUGUUAUGGGAACUAGUGAAUGACUAAACGCUUGGAUUGAAGCUACUGUACUGAAAUCCCUUCAAAACGUACGGCCAACUCCUGACGGUCAAAAGUUUGGGAUAUUUCCACAUUGGGAUCAGAUAGACGGAACUCCAUCGUGUUUCAAAGUCAUACAGAAGUUACCAUCUUACGACGUAGUGUCAGAAGGCACAAGUUCAAAAGAACAGGUGCAAAAAGGACGGCGGUGCCUUUGAUCUUACUUCUGAGGGAAGGAGGAAACGUACCUUGACGACUAAGAUGUGGCGGACUUUCUCCAAGACGUCUUACGGACCAAGAAACACGUAAGCACCUGAGUUCAAGGAGUUGGUCACGUGUGCCGCGUGGAAAGUUGACCUGGUGGAAGGAGUAACAAGGAGAUGACUCGUAGUCACUUGCUGACAUCUCAAGAAAAAGUCUUCAAGGUUGAAAGCAAGCCGCAAGUGUCUUAGAUGGAAUCUUAAGAUGGUACGUGUCGUCUGUGGUGAGAUGUUGGUGUGAGACGUGCUAGUUGGACUUCGUGGUGAAUGCUGACAAGUUGUCAGUACACAGAACGCGGUUUGUACAACGUUGUUGUUGUCCUGCUCGUCUGUCCCUUCCUGUUGACAAGCCCGUGUUGUUGGUUGCAUCUCAUCAUCAGUGUGUUCAUGUGACACCGGGAGGGGGUGGCAACUCCACCGGGACCUGAUCAUACCGCACCGGUAGCUGACAGCCAGACAAGCCGUGGAUUUAUUUCUCCUGUGCGCGAGCGCGUGUAUGCGUGUAUACAGGAUUCCACGUACCAAACUUACGGAGUUUUCAUCGUGAACGUUGGAAUACUUUCCUCGGUGUGUGUUGAAGAUUUUACCGGCCGGAUUUCUUUGUAUCGCGUCAUUUCUGAAAUAUUCUUUGCCGUCUUCAUGUUAAGGAUUCGAAACGGAUUCUUCAAGCGUCGUUCUUUUUCCCACGUGUUGUCUGGGAUUUCUUCCUAUCGGCUUUCGAAAGUUUCUUGGAUCUUUGACAAUUGGAUAUAAGGUGAAGAAGCUACCAAGAUGCGGCCAAGGUAUCGCUCAGUUCUAAGAUUUGCAGCGUUGCUGUUGGGUCUUAUUAUCGUCAGAGUGGAUAGUGCCAAACAUAAGAAGAAGCGGCAGCUGUCCCAGUACACCUGGAGCACCUGGGGACCCUGGUCCACCUGUACGCGCACCUGCGGAAUGGGCGUGUCCCACCAGACACGGAGGUGCCUGUACGCAGGUGUGGAGGACAGUACGGCGGUGUACCCAAGCGGAAGUGACGUAGGCAGGUACAACUGUGUGGGCCUCUUCCGGCGGUACAAGGCAUGCGCAGAACAGGCCUGCCCCCCUGGUACCCCGGACGCCCGUGAGGAGCAGUGCACCGCCCAUAACAGCAAACCCUUCAUGGGAAGGUUGUACCAGUGGGAGCCGUUCCUAGAAGGUCACUUCUCCGCGUGGGUCGGCUCACAUCUCCCGGGGGUACAGGGUCGCCCCUCCCUCUCUGUGGGCAGCCACCCCACGGGUUGUGUGGAUCCCGGGGGGUCUAUCCUGGGUCGGACCACCCCGUGGGGACAUGUGUGUACUGAAGGUCUCCUCGGAUCGUUACCCUUGGCAACGGCCGUGACUGACAGGUCCCUCAGACGACACGGCUGA
Messenger RNA from Branchiostoma floridae (Florida lancelet), 1937 nucleotides. RefSeq names its product ADAMTS-like protein 2. Gene Ontology annotation, molecular function: metalloendopeptidase activity. NCBI's taxonomy places the organism in Eukaryota, Metazoa, Chordata, Leptocardii, Amphioxiformes, Branchiostomatidae. Gene Ontology annotation, cellular component: extracellular matrix. The coding region runs from base 1326 to 1937 and encodes 203 amino acids. The transcript is spliced from 7 exons. Gene Ontology annotation, biological process: extracellular matrix organization. The record is from RefSeq and is a predicted model, not a curated record.